Messenger RNA from Meloidogyne enterolobii, 362 nucleotides. Lineage: Eukaryota; Metazoa; Nematoda; Chromadorea; Rhabditida; Meloidogynidae. The record is from the annotation of a GenBank genome assembly.
UUUUUAGGUAUGAUUAUCAAAUUAAUGAAUGUCGUUCAGAUGAAAAUAAAUUAGAUGAAAAAUUGUUACAAAAAAUGAAAAAACAGGCUGAAAUUUUAUUGGAGCAUGAUACUAAUCUUUUUGAACAAUGGUACAAAUCAAAAAAUCGUGGGGAUGCCGAAUGGAUUGAUACAGUUUCUCAAAAAGGAGCAUUUUCUGACAAAAUUUCUUCUAUUCAAUUAAGAAUUCAGCGUUCCCCAGUUCAUGCUCUUUCACAUUUAAUUAAAUUUGUCGAACUUAUUGGAAAGAAAGGAGCAGUCAUUAGACAAGCAUAUACAAUUACAAAGACCUUUGGAAGAAUUAGAGGACAAAAAUGGUAUUGA